Messenger RNA from Panicum virgatum (switchgrass), 2001 nucleotides. Its product is annotated as polyamine oxidase 1-like. Gene Ontology annotation, molecular function: polyamine oxidase activity. The transcript has a single exon. NCBI's taxonomy places the organism in Eukaryota, Viridiplantae, Streptophyta, Magnoliopsida, Poales, Poaceae. The record is from RefSeq and is a predicted model, not a curated record. Bases 44 to 1783 code for a protein of 579 amino acids.
GGGAAAAGUGGCAGCCGGAGUCCUGCCCGGACAGCGAGGCCCCAUGGUAUCAAGCGUGGGAAGACUUGCCCUGGGCCGUGGCCCCGUGUCGUGUCGUGCGUGCACCCUGCGGUGCUCGCUCUGCUCGCCGGCUCCUCGUUAUAACGUCUUGGGAGGAAGGCGUGAGGCACGGGCCCGGCCGCCAGGCGAGAACCGAGAACGAACGAGAGCUGCUAGUGCCAGCGAGGACGGAGGAUCGAUGGUGGCCAAGAAACCGAGGGUCGUCGUAGUGGGCGCGGGCGUGGCCGGGCUCGCGGCUGCGUGCCGGCUGUGCGCCGCGGGCGCGGACCGGUUCGAGGUGGCGGUCGUGGAGGCCGGCGCCCGCGCGGGCGGGCGGGUGCUCACGGCCGAGUUCGCGGGCCACCGCGUCGAGAUGGGCGCCACGUGGGUGCAGGGCGUCGACGGGAGCCCCGUGCACGCGCUCGCGCGCGACGCCGGCGCGCUCGGCGGCCUCGGCUGCGGCGGGAAGGACGGCGGCGGCGGGGAUGCCGCCAGCGUGCUCCCGUUCGAGCGCAUGGAUGGGUUCCCCGACCGCGUGCUCACGGUCGCCGAGGGCGGCGACGUCGUCGACGCGGACCGGGUGGCCGGGCCUGUCGAGGAGCUGUACAGGGGCAUGAUGGAGGCCGCGCGCGCCGGCGAUGCCGGCGCCGGUGGGGGCGUCGAGGAGUACCUGCGGCGCGGCCUCCGCGCGUACCAGGCGGUGCGCCCGACUCCUGCGGGAGCAACCGCGGGCGAAGCGAAUAAGGAGCUGGAGGAGAUCGAGGAGGCGCUGCUCGCCAUGCACAUCAACCGGGAGCGGACGGACACCUCCGCCGACGACCUCAGCGCCCUCGACCUCGCCGCCGAGGGGGAGUACCGGGACUUCCCCGGCGAGCACGUCACCAUCCCCAGCGGGUACUCCCGCGUCGUCGACCACCUCGUCGCCGCGCUACCGCCGGGAACCGUCCGCUUCGGCCUCCGCCUCCACCGGCUCGACUGGAGCGAGGCUCCCGUGCGCUUGCACUUCGCGGACGGCGCGCCGGUGAUCGCCGCCGACCACGUGAUCCUCACGGUCUCGCUGGGUGUCCUGAAGGCCAGCCUCGGCGGCAAGGACGCCUCCGCCGCGGGCGCCAUCGCCUUCGACCCGCCGCUCCCGCAGUUCAAGCGGGAGGCCGUCGCGCGCCUCGGCUUCGGCGUCGUGAACAAGCUGUUCAUGGAGGUGGAGCCUGCCGCCGAGGCGCCGGAACCGGAGGGCGGCGGCGGCCAGCCGCCGGAGUUCCCGUUUCUGCACAUGGCGUUCCGGGGACACGUGUCCCAGAUCCCCUGGUGGAUGCGCGGCACCGAGUCGAUCUGCCCCGUCCACGCGGGCUCGCGCGUGGCGCUGGCGUGGUUCGCCGGGCGGGAGGCCGCGCACCUCGAGUCGCUGCCGGACGACGAGGUAGUGCGCGGGGUCAACGCCACGCUGGACUCGUUCCUCCCGGGCCCGCCGCGGUGGCGGGUGAAGCGGGUCAAGAGGAGCGGGUGGGCCUCGGACCCGCUGUUCCUGGGGUCCUACAGCUACGUGGCCGUCGGGUCCAGCGGCGAGGACCUCGACCGGAUGGCCGAGCCGCUGCCUCGCGGGCCGGCCGCCGCCGACGGCCGCGCGCCGCCGCCGCGCGUCCUGUUCGCCGGCGAGGCGACGCACCGGACGUACUACUCGACGACGCACGCCGCGUACCUGAGCGGCGUAAGGGAGGCCGAGCGGUUGCUGCAGCACUACCAUUAACGCUGCAGCGAUCAAUUGGUUGAGGGCUUGUGCCAGCUAGCAGAUUUUCGUUUUUCUCUGUAUGUUUCUGCCGUUGUUUUGCUUGAACUGCCACGCUUGUCUUGUCCUUGUCGAUUGAGAGUUGAGCAACACACCGGGGGGAGCGGCGGCUGAUGCAUUCCCCGUCGGCGUCGUUUUCGGGCGCCGGAGUGAUAAUAUUAUUGACGUCUUCUCACCAA